AUGAUGAGUGGCCACAGCCGCGGCCUGGGCCACGGGGUCCGCCCUCUGGGCAACGUAGCCGAGAGGAAGCCGGGGCCGUGGGGGGACCCCUCGGGCUCCAGGAUGAGCCAGCGCCCGGGGCCGUGGGGCCUGGCCCCCACCUCCCGGCGGCCCUUCCUCCUGGCGCUCCCGGAGAAGAAAGAGGCCGAGAAAGAGAGACAGAAGGAGCCGCUGAGGAUUCGGAACUGGGAGAGGAGCGGCCUGGGGAUAGUGCUUCAGGGCGCUUUGCCCAAGACUCGGGGCACCAGCUCUGCCUUCCCCCUGAGGUACUCCCUGCUGAAGGAAGAGGAUGAUGAUGACAUCAGUGUGAUGGACGGUCCAUCCGAGGGGGCGUAUGACACAGAGAGUGAAGGAGGAUCCGACUCUGACCUAGAAAGGGAAGAGCCCGGUGGGCCAUAUGACCUCACAGGCAGGUCGCAGUACCUGUCAGCCUGUGAGGCCUACGGAGUGGUGCCCAUCUCCUACUUCCUCCACCACAUGCACGAUUCUGAGCUCACGCUGACGCACCGCGGCCUUGGGUCUCAGGGGGCCCGGGCCCUGGCCUCAGCCUUGAUAUCCAACACCUCCAUCCUGAAACUGAAUCUGAGUGACAACUGGCUGAAUGACGACGGGGCAGUGGCGAUCGCUGGGAUGCUGAAGGAAAACUGCUUCAUCACAGAUCUUGAUCUGUCUGAUAACAAACUGGGGGCCAAAGGCGCCAAGGCCCUGUGCUCUGCCCUUAAGGAGAACACCUCUAUACGGCAGCUUCGCCUGUCCGGCAGUGACCUGGGCCCGCAGGCCGCCAAGGACAUCGCUGACGCCCUGUUGGUCAACACCAAGGUGGAGGUGCUGGACUUGAGCCACAACCUGCUAGAUGAGGAAGCUGGGGAGAAGCUCGGGCCGGCCCUGGCAGAAAACGUGGGCAUAAAGGAGCUCAAUCUCAGCUGGAACCACCUGCGGGGGAUGGGAGCCGUGAUCUUCACCCGAGGCGUUGGGGGCAACACCUUCCUCAGAGUGCUAGACCUCUCCUACAAUGGUUUUGGCGAUCCUGGAGCAGCAGCCCUGGGGGAGGCAAUGAAAGUCAACAAUGUGCUUGAGGAGCUCAACAUCAGUAACAACCGCAUCUCGCUGCCCGGAGCCAUCCGCUUCUCCAGUGGACUGAGGGAAAACCAAACCCUGAGGAUCCUCUCUAUGGGCAGGAACCCCAUGAGGAACGAGGGCUGCCUCUGCAUCCUCAAGGUGAUCCAGCUGAACCCAGACUCGGGGCUGGAGGUUUUGGACUUCUCGGACAUCCACCUGAACAGAGACUUCGACGAGCUGGCCUGUUCCAUGCAGGAGGCCUUCCCGCGGCUCUGUAUCAGACACGGCAACCACCCGGCCUAG
Gracilinanus agilis (Agile Gracile Mouse Opossum) is the source of this 1401-nucleotide messenger RNA. It is a transcript of the gene LRRC74B, whose product is annotated as leucine rich repeat containing 74B. The record is from RefSeq and is a predicted model, not a curated record. Bases 1 to 1401 code for a protein of 466 amino acids. The transcript is spliced from 10 exons. NCBI's taxonomy places the organism in Eukaryota, Metazoa, Chordata, Mammalia, Didelphimorphia, Didelphidae. Gene Ontology annotation, molecular function: protein binding.